AAUCCCCAGAGUUUAUAAUUUAAUCCUUAAAUAUCAGAUUAAAGUGAAAUACUUUUCGUUUUGAAACCUGGAAAAACAAAAACCCAAUCAGCUCCCGUUUAGCGCCCAUGGCUCCCAAAACUCGCAGCCAAAAAGACUACAAUGGCGCCCAAAACGACAGCAAGGAUGGCGGUUCAUCUUACUUCCAGAAAACAGUUUCUUUGCACGAUUGGUGGUUGGUGAAAGCUGACAAAGAUUUUGAAGGGAAGAGAUUAGCUGUUGCAGGGUCCACAUCAAGAGAGUUAGAAGCCGUUCGGUUGUUUACCUCAGCACCGAUUGUGAAAAGAUACGAUGUUUUUACUCUGGAGACAGCUGAUGGGAUUUGUGUUUGCAUCAAAGGUUUCAUCAAUAGACAUCGUACCGAAGAAAAUGGGUUUUCUUCUGAGGUAUCAAAGGUCUUCACUCAUUUCUCCUUUGGCUUUCCUCCUUACUGGGAAGAAUAUGCUAAAAAGUGUUUGGGGGAAAAUGGUACCACUGACAUUGAAUUAGAAGUUGUCCGCAAUCCUAGCAAGCCAGCGAGAGAUUCAGAUCCUAGCUUAAUUUUGACUCCAAUUGAGCAUGUGGAGGUUGCUAGUCAAGAUAAGCAUGUUCAAAUGAGCUGUUUUCAGACUGCAUCAAAAGGUUCUGAUGUGCUCAACCCUGCUGUUAACUUGUCAAGUAAGGUUGAAAAGAGAUCAAACCUCAACAUUGGAGUUGCAAUUGAUUGUUCACAUAAUUUAUCUGAGCAAAUUGCUGCUGCUGUUGAUGCCUCAAAUGCUUCCAAUACACAGGACCCUGCAGCUAAGUUGUUAACAUCUGUUGAAGAGAGAAUAAAUCAUUCUCCAUCGAACAUAGAAACUGAUAAUGUAAAUGUCAGGAAAAAGAAAAAUAGAGCAAACAUCAGCCCCUAUAUUUCUGGAAAUAGAAGAACCAGAAGUCAGAUUAUAAAAGGCAGUCCAAAUGAGAGCUCUGGGGUUGGAUGUUCUAUGACUCCAAAGGAAAGAGCUUCAGCGACAGAGCUUCAAGAUGAGCAAAAACUAAGUAGGAGAAUAACACGCAGCUUUCCCUCUAUGUUAAGCCAUGUCAAUGAAAGAUGCUCAUCCGGGAAGGAGACUCGGAGAAAACUUGAUUUUGAAAAAGUUGCAAGUCCUGUAUCCCGAGAAAGAAAAGGGAAGCAAUCUGUUAUCUCUCCUGAGUCUCUGAGUCUCAAAUGUUCAAGAUCAGGUAGACUCCUCUUACCUCGAUUGGAAUUUUGGCGCAACCAAAUUGCGGUUUAUGAUCAGACUCGUAAAAUCACAGGAAUUAGGGAAGAGGCGGAUGUCGUGAAACCAUCAGGGAGUAGAUCUGAGCCUCAGAAAAGGCAAAAGCGUCUGUCAAGAGUUUCAUAAAGAGAUUUGGCCUUUACAGUGGAAUUACAAAGCUUAAGAAGGUGGAACUUGCAACAAGGAGUGCCGGUAAUAGAUCAUCAUUUUUGGUCCCAUAUCUCCAUGGUUAUCUGCUCAGCAGUGGGUAGCUUAAAUGGUUUGGUUUUUCCCUUGGUCACCACAUAUCUAUCAUUUCUGGUUAAGCUGUGCUGUAGUGACCAUGUUACUUUAGCUGGUCUCCGAAAUGGGAUCAUUACACAGCCGGCCGUCACUUGUAAAGUUUGUUCUCUCAUCCCUUAUUCCAAAUCUUCUCAGACAAUCAGCAGUAUAUCCUUGUUAACUCGUUCAUAUGCUGUAAACAUGAAUUUGACUAGUGAUUGUAAAUGAUUGGUAUGGUAAAUAGGAAUCAGGCAAUUGUUUUUGCA
Messenger RNA from Theobroma cacao (cacao), 1807 nucleotides. The record is from RefSeq and is a predicted model, not a curated record. NCBI's taxonomy places the organism in Eukaryota, Viridiplantae, Streptophyta, Magnoliopsida, Malvales, Malvaceae.